This is a messenger RNA of Eucalyptus grandis, 1598 nucleotides long. RefSeq names its product patatin-like protein 2. Gene Ontology annotation, molecular function: monoacylglycerol lipase activity; glycerophospholipase activity. Lineage: Eukaryota; Viridiplantae; Streptophyta; Magnoliopsida; Myrtales; Myrtaceae. Gene Ontology annotation, biological process: lipid metabolic process. The coding region runs from base 189 to 1409 and encodes 406 amino acids. The record is from RefSeq and is a predicted model, not a curated record. The transcript has 6 exons.
AAUUGAUUAGGCGCAGGAGAGAGCGCAUUAUUGCCACUUCCAAGAAGAUUCCAGUUUCAUUCGAGCUAUAAAAUAUUACUAUGAUAGGUUCUCACCAACAAAUAUUCAUCUCUUAGUUGCUAUCCAUUUGCAAAACGACGAGUCAGUGUUCUGAUUCUUCUUGAGCUGAGCUCUUCUCAGCCUUGUCCAUGGCGAGAAGUGGAUCUCCGACGGGGAAGAUGGUGACAGUCCUGAGUAUCGACGGAGGUGGUGUAAGAGGGAUCAUUCCUGGCACGAUCCUUGCCAAUCUCGAAUCCAUACUUCAAGAAUUGGAACCAAACAGAAGGGACCUGAGAAUUGCAGAUUAUUUCGACAUAAUUGCUGGCACAAGCACGGGUGGGUUGAUCACGGCCAUGAUUACAGCACCAAAUGAGAACAACCGUCCGAAGUUUCCAGCCUGUGAAAUCAAUAAAAUUUACUUUAAGAGUUGUCCUAAAAUAUUUCCCCAGAAAUGUCGCAAUAAGAUGAUGAAUUCAAUAAUAAGCUGGGUAGGCGCACUCAUGGGGCCAAAGCAUGACGGGAAGAAGUUGAAAUCCCUGGUCGAAGAUAUGCUCGGUGCCACCACUCUAAGUCAGACCUUGACCAACGUCGUCAUCCCGACUUUCGACAUCAAGCUUCUCCAACCAGUCAUCUUCUCUACCGACGCCGCAAGAACGAAUCCUUUAAAGAAUGCGCGGUUGGCGGAUGUUUGCAUGGGCACCUCCGCAGCUCCCAUAUUCCUCCCGCCGUACUACUUCAAGACCGAAGACAAGAACGAGGAGCGUCACUUCAAUCUCAUCGAUGGUGGGGUUGCAGCAAAUAAUCCCGCCUUAGUUGCUCUCAGCCACAUUAAUAGAGAGAUUUUCUCGCAAAACGGAGAGUGCAAGGACAAAAAUCCAGGACAAAUCGAUCGAAUAUUAGUGCUAUCACUCGGUACUGGUGCGGCUCACAAUAAAGGGAAGUAUAGUGCGGCCAAGGCCGCUAGAUGGGGACUUAUCAAUUGGAACGUUGACCAUGGUUUCACUCCGUUGUUCGACAUCUUCAACGACGUGAUCUCUGAUAUGGUCGAUAUUUACUUGUCUAGUCUCUUCCGAUUCUUCAAAUGCGAGCAAAAUUACCUCCGGAUUCAGGAUGACACCUUGACCGGAGAAGAAUCAUUGGUUGAUGCUGCGACCCCGGAGAAUCUACAUAGGCUGGAGGAAAUAGGGCAGAAGCUAUUGCAAAAACCGGAGUCAAGGGUAAACUUGGAGACCGGUAAAUUCGAAGAGACUGAAAAACAUCGCACCAAUGAAGACGCACUUCGGGAAUUUGCAGAACGGCUCGUUAAUGAAAGGAAGAGAAGAGAAGAGGAAGAGAAGAAAACAAGUAGCAAUUUGUACAUCCAAAAAUGAUCUGUCGUGAUUCAUGAUGCUGCUACUUAGAUGAACUCGAUAUAGCUUAUAGGAUCUUCCAUAAACAAUAAUAGUCUUACAAGUAAAGCUCAUUGGGAUAUUGGUAGAAUUUCUCCUCUUCAUCAAAUAUGAAAUUUUGUAAUUUCAACCAUGAUGCAAUUUAAUUGAGUUCCAGUACUUUUAAGUUUA